CUGUGAGUGAACAGGAUUUAGUGAGACAUAAUGAACCAAGGGAUAGUCAUCACUUUGUGGCUCCAAUAACUCGGUCUUCAGUUGUAGGCGCCUCAAAUGCCACUACGAUGUCAGUGCACUCCUGCCCAACAUACCAGGGGACACAUGCUCCUUUGGGUGGACAAACUGCCUUUCCAACUCAAAUGUCAUCAUCUGCUGUGGAGAACUCUUCAGCUUUCCAGGAUUAUGGCCUUCAAGAGGGACAAGGGAGUUUAAAGAACGUAGGUGAGGCUCUUCAGCAUCAACAUCAGGCUCUUCAUAUGGGUAACAGCAUUAAAGAGAAAGGUGGAACUGAUUCUGGUAAAUGCUCCCAAUCUCUAGUUCCUGGGGGAGGUAACCCAUCCUCACAUGUGGAUCUAGAACCUUCUCAAUCAAGCAAAGUUGAAAAGGUCUCUCGUAAAAAGAAGUAUGAUCCAGAUGUUUUCUUCAAAGUUAAUGGAAAGCUCUAUCAAAAGCUUGGUAAAAUAGGCAGCGGAGGGAGCAGUGAAGUUCACAAAGUAAUAUCAGCCGACCGAAGUAUAUAUGCUCUUAAGAAGAUCAAACUUAAGGGUCGUGAUUACCCAACUGCAUAUGGAUUUUGUCAGGAGAUAGAGUAUUUGAACAAGUUGAAGGGAAAAAACAAUAUCAUCCAACUGAUUGACUAUGAGGUCACAGACAAAACUUUGCUUAUGGAGGUUGUGAAUGGCAGCAUGACGGUAAAGGAGGGGAGGAUUAAGGAUGAUGAGCACAUCUAUAUGGUGCUUGAAUAUGGAGAAAUUGAUCUGGCCCACAUGCUUUCACAAAAGUGGAAAGAGAUGGAUAGCUCAAACUGGAGAUUGGAUGAGAAUUGGCUGCGAUUUUACUGGCAGCAAAUGCUUGAAGCUGUGAACACUAUACACGAGGAGCGUAUUGUGCACUCAGACCUGAAACCUGCAAAUUUUCUACUUGUUAGAGGCUCAUUGAAGCUUAUUGACUUUGGCAUUGCUAAAGCCAUCUUGAGUGAUACAACCAACAUCCAGCGUGAUGCACAGGUUGGCACACUGAACUACAUGUCUCCAGAGGCAUUCAUGUGGAAUGAACAUGAUGCAAAUGGAAACACUAUCAAGUGUGGACGUCCUUCAGAUAUCUGGUCCCUUGGUUGCAUCCUCUACCAAAUGGUUUAUGGUAAGACACCAUUUGCAGAAUAUAAGACCUUCUGGGCCAAGUUUAAAGUCAUAACAGAUAGGAACCACGAAAUUGUAUAUGAGCCAGUCUCCAACCCAUGGCUCAUUGAUCUGAUGCGUAGAUGUCUUGCAUGGGACCGGAAUGAGAGGUGGCGGAUACCUGAGCUACUUCGGCACCCAUUCCUUGUUCCUCCAUUACCAGAGGAACUUCCUCUCCCUCAAGACCAUCCUUGUAGAUUACUUAUGCAGAAGGUUCAACUGUUUUGGAAUGAACCCAAAGUAUCUCAGUUGUGUUCUGAACUGCAUAUGAUUGUUGAAAACCUUAAACAAGCAUCAGACCUAACCAGGCACGCAUGACAAGAAUGCCAGCUUGCUUGAUGCUUACGAUGCGUUAUUACGGAAUGGUUUUCUUCUGUCAAAUAUAGGGUUCUGUUGCUUGUACUGCUUUUUAUUUCAACCUAUUGUUUCCAGUAAUCUUUUUUUAAUUAGAGAGUUACCAUGGAGGAAAAUAUUUGAUAUUAACCAAUUUUCUUUAUG
Messenger RNA from Dioscorea cayenensis subsp. rotundata (Guinea yam), 1718 nucleotides. Its product is annotated as serine/threonine-protein kinase MPS1. Gene Ontology annotation, biological process: protein localization to kinetochore; peptidyl-serine phosphorylation; mitotic spindle assembly checkpoint signaling. Gene Ontology annotation, molecular function: ATP binding; protein serine/threonine kinase activity; protein serine/threonine/tyrosine kinase activity. The record is from RefSeq and is a predicted model, not a curated record. Lineage: Eukaryota; Viridiplantae; Streptophyta; Magnoliopsida; Dioscoreales; Dioscoreaceae. Gene Ontology annotation, cellular component: spindle; nucleus; kinetochore. The transcript has 4 exons. Bases 108 to 1538 code for a protein of 476 amino acids.